This is a messenger RNA of Phialemonium atrogriseum, 1226 nucleotides long. RefSeq lists its product as uncharacterized. The transcript has 6 exons. NCBI's taxonomy places the organism in Eukaryota, Fungi, Ascomycota, Sordariomycetes, Cephalothecales, Cephalothecaceae. The record is from RefSeq and is a predicted model, not a curated record. Bases 1 to 1092 code for a protein of 363 amino acids.
AUGGGUGUGGGUCCCGACCACUUCGGCGGGCAAGCGCAUGUCGACUUCUGGUUCUUCGGCUUCAACAUCGACGUUGGCGACGUCAGGUUGGGAAAUCCGCCCAUCUCCCUCGCCGACUUCUUCUUCUUCGAGCUCAUCCGAUCGACCGGUCAGCCCGGCGAGUUCCGCUCCACCGACACCAUCUCCUCGUCUAUGGAGAACCGCGCCAUAGCGCUGCACAAGUGGACGGUGGAGCCGGACCUGGCCCUCGUGACCACCCCCGACGCCGUGCCGGGCCAGCCCUUCCUUCCCCUGCACCAGCCCCGGCAAGGAGUGAGAUAUCAACGCCUCCUUACUGAUGAUGCGCCCGCCCACAACCCCCACCACCCCAUUGGUACCGUCGGCCCAACCACCGGCGCCGUCUACUCCAUGCCUAUGCAUGCCCUCACAGGCGCGACAUCCUCGCUCGAUAUCACCGUCGAGCACGACUGCACCCGGCCCGUGCAGCUCGACGCCUUCAUACUCAACCCGGCGGUUGUCGAUGAUGGACCUACUCUCAUUGCCCCAUCACGCAGCCCAACUAACUACGUCAGUUUGCGACUGUCGAACUCGGCCAUUCAGCUACCAGCCGAAAUCAGCCAAGAUCGAACCUACUUCCUUGACCCCGACCUCGCCACCCCCGACAAGACCAAUUUCAUCGAAUCCCACGCGUCCCGGCUCUUAGCCAAGGCCCUAAUUACUUGUAGACCAAACAUGACGGGGAUCUUCGCCAUGGGCCGGCUGAUACUCACCAAGGACGUGCCAAAUGUGUUUGAUGCCGAGAAGCAGGCGGCGCCGACAUCGUGGAUGCGGGACCAUGGGGGAGUACAUGUAACUGGUCUGGACCUUGCUAACGAUCGAACUCUCGUGGCACAUAGGCAAUGGAAGUGGCUCCAGCCGUACUCUCUGUUGACUCCCUCGCCGGCUAGUGCGGGCCCAGGCACCGUUGCCGCAAUGACCAAGCCAACGGCGUACAUGUCGUUCUCAGCCAGGCAGGAAGCUGAAGACAGAUCCGGCCCCGUAUAUCUCUGUGGAAGGCUUCUUGCGGUUGGCGGCUCCACUGCUGGCGAAUAGUCUGAGUGGGGAUGGCCCUUGACGGGGGGAGCGAGAUAACUGACAUGUCUUUACCCCUAUUUUCGUGGGUUCUCUUCGUUAGGUUGAAGGCACCGAGAUAGUAGUAAUAGCAUGAUUCCUGCGUCGAACAGUUC